This is a messenger RNA of Endocarpon pusillum Z07020, 1578 nucleotides long. RefSeq lists its product as uncharacterized. Gene Ontology annotation, biological process: cellular response to nitrogen starvation; late endosome to vacuole transport; autophagy. Gene Ontology annotation, cellular component: phosphatidylinositol 3-kinase complex, class III, type I; phagophore assembly site; phosphatidylinositol 3-kinase complex, class III, type II. The record is from RefSeq and is a predicted model, not a curated record. The transcript has a single exon. NCBI's taxonomy places the organism in Eukaryota, Fungi, Ascomycota, Eurotiomycetes, Verrucariales, Verrucariaceae. Bases 1 to 1578 code for a protein of 525 amino acids.
AUGUACUGCCAGAAAUGCCGAACUCCUCUAAAGCUUGACGGUUCACUCGAGGAUCUCAACCCGGCAGCUUUCGAUCUGCUGGUGGGGUCGACAGGCAAAUCAUUGCCCGACAAUUCCACAUCUACUCGCCUUACCUAUCCUCAGGAACGAAAAGAUCUGUACGACAAAGUAACUUCUACGCCUGCAUCGCCUGUUACAAAGCGUUCAAUCCCAGCGCCUCGUCAUGGCGACGCCAAAAGUGAUGGCAGAGACCCUGUCUCUAAGGGAAAUCCAGAUAUGUCAUUUAUUGAGAUUACCGAGUCGCAGAUAGUUCCUCCUCAGCAGUUGGACUCGACGGAGCGUACACCACCUGCCAACAAUGGGCAACCGAAUGCACACUCAGAGGACUCCAAGUCGAGCCAUCAGGAUGGAUCAUUAUCACAUGAUAUGGAAGUGUCACAACGGCUUUUCUCGAUAUUGUCAGCCCGUUCCGAUAUCGAUCAUCCAAUAUGCACAGAAUGCACUUCAUUACUGCUGUCGUCAAUGACUGCUCGACUCAAUGCCAGCACAAAGGAGCGUGAUGCAUACAUUGGGUUUUUGAGGUCUCUGCAAUCAGCGUCGUCCACCAUACCGACAGCUGAGGAUGUGGCGGCUGCCGAAAAGUCGUUGAAGGACACGUUAGAUAAAGAGAAGGUCGUCUUCGAGGAGCUUAAGAAUCUGGAGGCUCAAAAACAAGAACUUGAAAAUGAGAUAGCUGAACUUGAGGAGCAAUCCCAAGCUUUGGAGCUCGAAGAACAGAACUUCUGGGCAGAGCGAAAUGCCUUUGAUGAUGAAAUGCAUGAGUUGACUGCGACGUUGAACUCGUUGCAACAGAAGCACCAGCACGACCAGCUACAGCUUCAGGCUUUGCAGAGGACAAACGUAUACAAUGAUACGUUCUGCAUAGGCCACGAUGGCUAUUUUGGCACUAUAAAUGGGCUGCGCCUGGGUCGACUUCCAAACCAGAAUGUAGAAUGGUCUGAGAUCAAUGCUGCAUGGGGUCAAACUGUGCUGUUGUUGACUACAGUGGCUGAACGGCUUGGCUACACCUUUCAAGGAUAUCGUCUAAGACCAAUGGGCAGUACCUCACGAAUAGAAAAGGUCGAAUGGCCUCAACAGUCUCCCGAUGGCUCUGCCCAAGGCUCACAUCACGCUGGUCAAAUGUCCACCAAUGUGACUCCCAAAAUCACUCAACUAGAUCUCUUUUCUAGUGGCGACAUGCCACUAGGCCGUGUAUUCUUCCACCGUCGCUUCGAUGGUGGGAUGGUUGCCUUUCUGGACUGUCUUGCUCAGCUGGGUGCAUACAUUGAGCGGCUGCCAAAUCCACCUUCUUCAGGCAAUUCAUCCCCUCGAACACCAACAAGAAUCUCACGAGUUCUACCAUAUCCGAUUCAUGGCGACAAGAUUGGUGAGGGCAACAAUGCUGUUAGUAUCAAAUUAGGUGCUGGCUUCCAGCAAGAUGAGAGCUGGACCAAGGCCUGCAAAUAUGCAUUGACUUGCUGCAAGUUCCUGUUAGCUCAUGUAAGUAACAUGGGAAAUAGUUCACGGAGCAGCGAGUGA